GGACUUGGGCUUAUUUAUUUACAGAGCGCCUGGACGGCGGAGGCUGGAGGAGGCGGUAGCUGUGGCUGCCGCAGACGGUGGUUAAAAAAAGGAGGAGAAGGAGGCGGCGGCGGCGGUGGCGGCUGCGAGGGAUGGGAGCGCCCAGGCUUCAGAGCGCAGGCCGAAGCUGCCGAGCUUUCCUGGGGCUGCGGGAGUACUGAGGAGAAAAGGGGGACGUCCCGGGGGCCCACAGGCGACUCCAGAGGCCCGGACUGGGGUCUUUUUGUUUGGCUGCUCUCAGCGCCCUGCAGCCAGAGCGGAUAACUCCAGUUACAACAACAACCCACCUUCCAGCAGCCGGGCGAGACUUAAGCUGCCGAGUCCGUCCUAUUGUUUAGACACUUGCCUGGGGCUCUGGAGCGCCAGUCCGCGUUCAGUCUCCGCCUUCCCUCUCUCCCUCCACCUUCCUCCCAGGAACCGCGAGUGCCGAAAGCAUCCCUGAGAGGGGAAGGGGCUGGAAGCCAAGCGCUGCUUAGACUGCGGUCGCCGAGUCAGGUGCAACGUCCGGGGCCAAGCGGCAUCUCAACGUCUGCGGCUGGACUCCUCCCGCGACAGUGGGAGACCGGAUCCAACGCCUGAGGAAACUUCCUGCACUUUGAGGCUGAGGACCCACUUGUAGGGGCUGCCUGAGGGGUGGCUGAGAGGCUGCAUACAACAGGACGUCGCUGUUGUUUCCUCUACCUGUGCCGUCAGGUGUGUGCUGCGGAGCUGCGGUGUAUCCCGGAGACCAGAGUGGCUGGCUGACAAGAGCGCGCACACUCUACUGCCAUUUGGCUGUCGCCUGGGGUCUGCCAGAAGUAGCAGAUCCCAUCUUCCUGCCUACCACUUAGUAGUCAUCCAUCAGGGCAUAGUAGCAGCACUGGCAUCGCGGACACCUAGUCUUUGCUUUGCUCUUCUGGGUUUGCCUGUCUGCAAAUCUUGCCCAGCCAGUACCCACUCAGUCUUCCGUCCUACUCAACUUGGCUUACUGGAUUUUUUUUUUUUUCCUGCAGGGGUGAGGACUAGUGGAUAUUCCUGCAAGGCUGCAGCGGUCCGACUGCCCUUUUGUCUCUCUGUGUGACCUCAGGGGCAGGCCCUGGUGCAGAGCGUCGCCAAGGACGCCGGGAGGGAGGCGGGAUUGCCAAGAUAUCCUCCAGUGUAGUGCAUGAGUGUGUACAAGCCAUCCUUGGCUGUCGGGAAGCGGAGAAGACGGCUUGGGGCUGCUGCUGUGCCGCAGGAGUGGAGAGGCCCGGUGAGCUGAGCCCUGCGCCCCGCAUCGCCUCCCGCCGCCCCCAAGGCUGCCUGAAUACCGGGUGCGCCCCCGCGCGCGCCAUGACCAGUCUUUCCGAGGGCUCUGCUUUGGACCUACGAGGCCCUUGCCCCUUCUAGCUUCGGGGGAGCCCACUUUGAUCAGGGCCACCAUUACUGUUAAAGUCCCCACCUCAGCCUUGUACUCUCCCCACUGGAAUUGGAUUUGCUAAAGGGUACGUGGGAUCAGAAGUCCUCCCUCGUCCUCAAGCCACCAGCCUCUGCAUUUUCGCGGACACUGCAAGUAGGAGCUCUUUUACCGCCAAGUUGAAGUCGCUCUCUGUCCUCACAGCUGCUUCGGGGGUCUACUCCCAGCCUGAGUCGGGGCCUAUUGAUAUUCAGGACCUGAAGUUGCCCACGGAUCUUCUGCUCUGUUGGAAAGGCUUGGAGAGCAGAGGAAAGACGUGUGCUUCAGUCAGCUCUCCUGCCCCAUAUCACUGUUCCAUAUUACUGUGUGAGCAUCUCCCCGGGUGCUGUGGGCUGCAAGCCUAGAGCCAGGCACUGGGCUUCCAGUACUGCCCAGUUUUCACGCAACCCAACCGAAAGCUCAAGAGAAGUCCCUCAAAGCAAGGAGUAUGUUGGGGAAGAUGAGUGGCACUGGCUGGCAGACACUGUCCCUAUCUCUUGGGUUAGUGUUGUCGAUCUUGAACAAGGUGGCGCCGCAGGCGUGCCCGGCCCAGUGCUCCUGUUCUGGCAGCACAGUGGACUGUCAUGGACUGGCACUGCGCAGUGUGCCUAGGAAUAUCCCCCGCAACACCGAGAGACUGGAUUUGAAUGGAAAUAACAUCACGAGGAUCACGAAGACAGAUUUUGCUGGUCUCAGGCACCUCAGAGUUCUUCAGCUCAUGGAGAACAAGAUCAGCACCAUCGAGAGGGGAGCAUUCCAGGACCUUAAGGAGCUGGAAAGGCUGCGUUUAAACAGAAAUAACCUUCAGUUGCUUCCUGAGCUGCUGUUUCUUGGGACUGCGAAGCUCUACCGGCUUGAUCUCAGUGAAAAUCAAAUUCAAGCAAUUCCAAGGAAGGCUUUCCGUGGGGCAGUUGACAUUAAAAAUCUGCAACUGGAUUACAACCAGAUCAGCUGCAUUGAAGACGGGGCAUUCCGAGCUCUGCGAGAUCUGGAAGUGCUCACUCUGAACAAUAACAAUAUUACUAGACUUUCAGUGGCAAGUUUCAACCAUAUGCCUAAACUUAGGACAUUUCGACUUCACUCCAACAACCUGUAUUGUGACUGCCACCUGGCCUGGCUCUCGGACUGGCUUCGCCAAAGGCCAAGGGUGGGCUUGUACACUCAGUGUAUGGGCCCAUCCCACCUGAGGGGCCAUAAUGUAGCAGAGGUUCAAAAACGAGAAUUUGUCUGCAGUGAUGAGGAAGAAGGUCACCAGUCAUUCAUGGCUCCCUCCUGCAGUGUGCUGCACUGCCCUGCUGCUUGUACCUGUAGCAACAACAUUGUAGACUGCCGAGGGAAAGGUCUCACUGAGAUCCCCACAAAUCUGCCUGAGACCAUCACAGAAAUACGUUUGGAACAGAACUCCAUCAGGGUCAUCCCUCCAGGAGCCUUCUCACCAUACAAAAAGCUUAGACGCCUAGACCUGAGCAAUAACCAGAUCUCUGAACUUGCUCCAGAUGCCUUCCAAGGACUGCGUUCUCUAAAUUCCCUUGUCCUGUAUGGAAACAAAAUCACAGAACUCCCAAAAAGUUUAUUCGAAGGACUAUUUUCCUUACAGCUACUAUUAUUGAAUGCCAACAAGAUAAACUGCCUUCGGGUAGAUGCUUUCCAGGACCUGCACAACUUGAAUCUUCUUUCCUUAUACGACAAUAAGCUUCAGACUGUUGCCAAGGGCACCUUCUCAGCUCUCAGAGCCAUCCAAACUAUGCAUUUGGCCCAGAAUCCUUUCAUUUGUGACUGCCAUCUCAAGUGGCUAGCGGAUUAUCUCCACACCAACCCAAUUGAGACCAGCGGUGCCCGUUGCACCAGCCCCCGCCGCCUGGCGAACAAAAGAAUUGGACAGAUCAAAAGCAAGAAAUUCCGUUGUUCAGCUAAAGAACAGUAUUUCAUUCCAGGAAUUCACCAUUUGGCCUGUACAGAAGAUUAUCGAUCAAAAUUAAGUGGAGACUGCUUUGCAGACUUGGCUUGUCCUGAAAAGUGUCGCUGUGAAGGGACCACAGUAGACUGCUCCAAUCAAAAACUCAACAAAAUCCCAGACCAUAUUCCCCAGUAUACAGCAGAGCUACGUCUCAAUAAUAAUGAAUUUACAGUGUUAGAAGCCACAGGAAUAUUCAAGAAACUUCCUCAGUUACGUAAAAUCAACUUCAGCAACAAUAAGAUCACUGAUAUCGAGGAGGGAGCAUUCGAGGGCGCAUCUGGUGUGAACGAAAUUCUUUUCACCAGUAACCGUUUGGAAAAUGUUCAGCAUAAGAUGUUCAAAGGAUUGGAGAGCCUCAAAACAUUGAUGCUGAGAAGUAAUCGAAUAAGCUGUGUUGGAAAUGACAGUUUCAUAGGACUGGGCUCUGUGCGUCUGCUUUCUUUAUAUGACAAUCAAAUUACUACAGUUGCUCCAGGAGCAUUUGAUACUCUCCAUUCAUUAUCUACACUAAACCUCUUGGCCAAUCCUUUCAACUGUAACUGUCACCUGGCAUGGCUGGGAGAAUGGCUCAGAAGGAAAAGAAUUGUAACAGGAAAUCCCCGAUGCCAAAAACCCUACUUUCUGAAGGAAAUCCCAAUCCAGGAUGUAGCCAUUCAGGACUUCACCUGUGAUGAUGGAAAUGAUGACAAUAGUUGCUCUCCACUCUCCCGUUGUCCUUCGGAAUGUACCUGCUUGGAUACAGUAGUACGAUGUAGCAACAAGGGCUUGAAGAUCUUGCCUAAAGGUAUUCCCAAAGAUGUCACUGAGCUGUAUCUGGACGGGAACCAGUUUACACUGGUCCCGAAGGAACUCUCUAACUACAAACAUUUAACACUUAUAGACUUAAGUAACAACCGAAUAAGCACCCUUUCCAAUCAAAGCUUCAGCAAUAUGACCCAGCUUCUCACCUUAAUUCUCAGUUACAACCGUCUGAGGUGUAUCCCUCCACGAACCUUUGAUGGAUUGAAGUCUCUUCGGUUACUGUCUCUACAUGGAAAUGACAUUUCUGUCGUGCCUGAAGGUGCCUUCAGUGACCUUUCAGCCUUGUCACACUUAGCGAUUGGAGCCAACCCUCUUUACUGUGAUUGUAACAUGCAGUGGUUAUCCGACUGGGUGAAGUCGGAAUAUAAGGAACCUGGAAUUGCCCGCUGUGCUGGUCCUGGAGAAAUGGCAGAUAAAUUGUUACUCACAACUCCCUCCAAAAAAUUUACAUGUCAAGGGCUCCCAGGGCCCUGUGGCUUCCUAAUCCCAGGUCCUGUGGAUGUUACUAUUCAAGCCAAGUGUAAUCCCUGUUUAUCAAAUCCGUGUAAAAAUGAUGGCACCUGUAACAAUGAUCCAGUUGAUUUUUAUCGAUGUACCUGUCCAUAUGGUUUCAAGGGCCAGGACUGUGAUGUCCCCAUUCAUGCCUGUAUCAGUAAUCCAUGUAAACAUGGAGGAACUUGCCACUUAAAAGAAGGAGAGAAUGACGGAUUCUGGUGCACUUGUGCUGAUGGGUUUGAAGGAGAAAACUGUGAAGUCAAUAUUGAUGAUUGUGAAGAUAAUGAUUGUGAAAAUAAUUCUACGUGCGUUGAUGGAAUUAACAACUACACAUGUCUUUGCCCACCGGAAUACACAGGCGAACUGUGUGAGGAAAAGCUGGACUUCUGUGCACAAGACCUGAAUCCUUGCCAGCAUGACUCCAAGUGCAUCCUGACUCCAAAGGGAUUCAAGUGUGACUGCACUCCGGGAUACAUUGGUGAGCAUUGUGACAUUGACUUUGAUGACUGCCAAGAUAACAAAUGUAAAAAUGGUGCCCACUGCACAGAUGCAGUGAACGGAUACACAUGCGUCUGUCCUGAUGGCUACAGCGGCUUGUUCUGUGAGUUUUCUCCACCCAUGGUCCUCCCUCGCACCAGCCCCUGUGAUAAUUUUGAUUGUCAGAAUGGAGCCCAGUGUAUCAUCAGGAUAAAUGAACCAAUAUGCCAGUGUUUGCCUGGCUACCUGGGAGAAAAGUGUGAGAAACUUGUCAGUGUGAAUUUUGUCAACAAAGAGUCCUAUCUUCAGAUUCCUUCAGCCAAGGUUCGGCCUCAGACCAACAUCACACUUCAGAUUGCCACAGAUGAAGACAGCGGCAUCCUCUUGUAUAAGGGUGACAAAGACCACAUUGCCGUGGAACUCUAUCGAGGGCGAGUUCGAGCCAGCUAUGACACCGGCUCUCACCCGGCUUCUGCCAUUUACAGUGUGGAGACAAUCAACGAUGGAAACUUCCACAUUGUGGAGCUACUGACCCUGGACUCCAGUCUUUCCCUCUCUGUGGAUGGAGGAAGCCCUAAAAUCAUCACCAAUUUGUCAAAACAAUCUACUCUAAAUUUUGACUCUCCACUUUAUGUAGGAGGCAUGCCUGGAAAAAAUAACGUGGCAUCGCUGCGCCAAGCCCCUGGACAAAACGGCACCAGCUUCCACGGCUGUAUCCGGAACCUUUACAUUAACAGUGAGCUGCAGGACUUCCGGAAAGUACCUAUGCAAACCGGAAUUCUGCCUGGCUGUGAGCCAUGCCACAAGAAAGUAUGUGCCCACGGCACAUGCCAGCCCAGCAGCCAAUCAGGCUUCACCUGUGAAUGUGAGGAAGGGUGGAUGGGGCCCCUCUGUGACCAGAGAACCAAUGAUCCCUGCCUCGGAAACAAAUGUGUACAUGGGACCUGCUUGCCCAUCAAUGCCUUCUCCUACAGCUGUAAGUGCCUGGAGGGCCAUGGGGGUGUCCUCUGUGAUGAAGAAGAAGAUCUGUUUAGCCCCUGCCAGAUGAUCAAAUGCAAGCAUGGGAAGUGCAGGCUCUCUGGACUCGGGCAGCCCUAUUGUGAAUGCAGCAGUGGAUUCACAGGGGACAGCUGUGAUAGAGAAAUUUCUUGUCGAGGGGAACGGAUAAGGGAUUAUUACCAGAAGCAGCAGGGUUAUGCUGCCUGUCAAACAACCAAGAAAGUAUCUCGCUUGGAAUGCAGAGGCGGGUGUGCUGGGGGGCAGUGCUGUGGACCUCUGAGAAGCAAGAGGCGGAAAUACUCUUUCGAAUGCACAGAUGGAUCCUCAUUUGUGGACGAGGUUGAGAAGGUGGUGAAGUGCGGCUGCGCAAGAUGUGCCUCCUAAGCGCGUCUCGAGAAGCUUCUGUCUUCGGCGAAGGUUGUACACUUCUUGACCAUGUUGGACUAAUUCAUGCUUCAUAAUGGAAAUAUUUGAAAUAUAUUGUAAAAUACAGAACAGACUUAUUUUUAUUAUGAUAGUAAAGACUUGUCUGCAUUUGGAAAAAAAAAUAAUAAAAGACACGCUCUACUAAAGCUUCCCCUACACUGGAGAAGUGUGAAGAAAAGCCACACUUGGAGGCAUUAGUGCAGCGGUCGGGACCAUUGCAACACGGAGCCAUCUUUGGAACAUGCUAAAACUUAGCAGAAGCACAUAUACAAGAGCCUGCCAUGGGACUGUAUGCUCAUAUGCGCUUGCCCAGAGCAUCAAACCCAUGACUCCCUUCACAUCGGUUCCCAAGGACACAUCAUCGAGCACAAGUGUGUGAAUGAGACUGUGAGGUAGAUGAAUGGAAAUCCAGAAUCUGUAGAUAGAUCCAAGGGAUGAGAUAUAUUUUGUGCAAGAUCUAAAGUGUCCUGACAUCUGGGUUUCAUUCGGAGAGAGAUGAGUGUGGAGUGCUGCGAUGUAUUUUAUUGUCUUUGGCAAUGACAGCACAUAAGCAGAAACAGCACACGAAAGUGUUUAGCUACCAGUUUCCAGUAUUAAAUUUUUUGUAAUAUAAAUGACAAAGGAGAUAAUAAAGAACCAAUAGAUUAUUGAUAAAUAAAAAAAUUAGUAAUAUGAAUUUUUGUUUCUAUGAGUCCUAAAUAGCCCUAUACAGUAUUCAUUUUCAAUGAGGAAUAUUUAUUGUAUUAAAGUACAUUUUACUUAACGAUUUAGAUCAUCAUUUUGGACUGUUUCUCGAUGCUUUAAUAUAUAUUAAUUUAUAAUUAUCCUGAUAUUUUUGUACAUUUUCAAACUUUAAAAAAAAAUCAGGAUUUUUUUUGGCAAUAGUACUAACAUAGGAUGUUAUUUUGUUAUCUCUGGAUAAGUAUAUGUUCUUCUGUUGGCUGACCUUGAUAUCUGACCACUGAUGUCACUGAACUGUGGCCUCCUUCAGGACACUUGCAGACGCCUUGCAAAAUCUCAGAGUAGAAACAGCAAGUGCAUCCAUCUGCCACAUGUCCUCACAGGAAGAAGGAACUCAUCUGUAGCAAUGGCCAGUAAGAAGUAGAUGUUUUACAAAUUAAUUAAUAAAUAUUUCCUUGCCAUGCUUUGGGGGAGGGUGGGAGAAGAAAGACUGUUAUGUCAAAAAUUGUAAUUUCUCUCCAAACAAUAAAAUUCCUUUAUUACCUUAC
Arvicanthis niloticus (Nile rat) is the source of this 7837-nucleotide messenger RNA. Lineage: Eukaryota; Metazoa; Chordata; Mammalia; Rodentia; Muridae. The record is from RefSeq and is a predicted model, not a curated record.